Messenger RNA from Condylostylus longicornis, 1364 nucleotides. RefSeq names its product serine/threonine-protein phosphatase 6 catalytic subunit (gene PpV). Gene Ontology annotation, biological process: peptidyl-serine dephosphorylation; G1/S transition of mitotic cell cycle. Bases 95 to 1009 code for a protein of 304 amino acids. Lineage: Eukaryota; Metazoa; Arthropoda; Insecta; Diptera; Dolichopodidae. Gene Ontology annotation, molecular function: protein serine/threonine phosphatase activity. Gene Ontology annotation, cellular component: cytoplasm. The record is from RefSeq and is a predicted model, not a curated record. The transcript is spliced from 5 exons.
CCAAAAGUCAUUCUUGCCCAUUUUUAAAGUAAUUUUUUAAGGGUGCCUUUAAUUUCUUUAUUUACUUAAAAAUUUAUAAAUACAAAUAGUAAGAAUGGCUAAUGAUUUAGAUCGAUGGGUGGAAUUAGUUAAAGAUUGCAAAUAUCUACCAGAAUGCGAUUUAAAAAAACUCUGUGAUAUAGUGUGCGAUAUAUUGCUAGAAGAAUCAAAUAUACAACCAGUCAGUACUCCAGUAACAGUAUGUGGCGAUAUUCAUGGACAGUUUUAUGAUUUAGAGGAGUUAUUUCGAUGUGGGGGGCAAAUCCCAGAUACAAAGUAUAUAUUCAUGGGUGAUUUUGUAGAUAGAGGUUAUUAUAGUUUAGAAACAUUAACUAGACUUCUUACAUUAAAGGCCAGAUAUCCAGAUAAGAUUACAUUAUUGAGAGGAAAUCACGAAUCACGCCAAAUAACAAAAGUAUAUGGAUUUUAUGAUGAAUGUUUUAGUAAAUAUGGUAAUUCAAAUGCCUGGAAAUACUGUUGUCGUGUUUUUGAUCUCCUAACGAUUGCUGCUUUAAUCGACGAAGACAUAUUAUGUGUUCACGGUGGUUUAAGUCCUGAAAUAAAAACUUUAGAUCAAAUUAGAACUAUUGAAAGAAAUGGUGAAAUACCUUACAAAGGAGCAUUUUGUGAUCUUGUAUGGUCAGACCCUGAAGACAUGGAUUUAUGGGCAACAAGCCCAAGAGGUGCUGGAUGGCUAUUUGGAUCUCUUGUUACUAAAGAUUUUAUGAAUAUUAAUAAUUUAGAUUUAAUAUGUCGUGCUCAUCAACUCGUAAACGAAGGUAUUAAAUACAUGUUUGAUGAUAAACUAGUGACUGUAUGGUCAGCGCCAAAUUAUUGCUAUCGUUGCGGAAAUGUAGCAUCAAUAUUAAGUUUUAAAACAUCAAAAGAACGUAGUGUAAGCAUUUUCAAUGCUGUUCCAGAUGCAGAUCGAGUAAUACCACCUCAAAAUACAACCCCAUAUUUUCUUUAAAAUUUAACAAUUGAAGAGGGAAAUAAAGGGAAUAGAAAUACUAGCAGAAAAAAAAUAUUGAAAAAAUUUUCUUCUUCAUAAAAAAACAUUCUAAGUAAAUUAUUAGAAAUUUUUCUUUUAGCUUAAAACAAUUUUUAUACAAAAAAGAUGCUAUAUUUAACAAUAUAGCACAAUUUAAAAUCAAAUAUUCAAUGUAAGACACAUUAAAUCUAAACCUAGGUACAAUAUACAUACAUAUUAUUAUAAUACGAAUUAUAAUACAAAGUAAGAAUAUUUUUUAUUUCUUGCCUACAGUAUUCUUUUUAUGUUACAAAAUGAGAAAAAUUAUGAAAACUAAAUUUGUUUAAAUUAUUUC